This is a messenger RNA of Acanthopagrus latus (yellowfin seabream), 8132 nucleotides long. RefSeq names its product MAM domain-containing glycosylphosphatidylinositol anchor protein 2-like. Gene Ontology annotation, molecular function: protein binding. NCBI's taxonomy places the organism in Eukaryota, Metazoa, Chordata, Actinopteri, Spariformes, Sparidae. The record is from RefSeq and is a predicted model, not a curated record. The transcript is spliced from 20 exons. Gene Ontology annotation, biological process: homophilic cell-cell adhesion. Bases 1513 to 4410 code for a protein of 965 amino acids. Gene Ontology annotation, cellular component: plasma membrane.
CUCAAAUCACCAUCUGGGGAAACCUGAUAAGCUCCGAGGCAGACACCAGCAUUUGGGCGUUGAGUUGAAGAGCUGCCUUGAGACAGCCGGCAGGUUAACCCGACCAACGAGCAACCUUUCCGAGCAUGGAGAACAGAGAGCGGCCCGGCUCCUCCGCGGCUCUGGCAGGCCUCUGACAGUUCGUGCUGGCUGCCCUCCCAACCUGCCCUUCCAACGGGGCGCCAGCUGGAACUGCCAUCGCCACCGCUCCUCGGCAGCCACCGCCAUCAUCACCAGGGAGGCCGGCUGAGUGAAGACGGGGCGUUGAGGGAGAGAGAGAAGAUGGGAGCUGCCAGCUUGCACCAUCUUCACCCGCUCACUGAGAUGUUAAAUCUGUUGUCGGCCUCUCGUCGCCGGCGCGCCGAUUUGUAUGCAGACGCAUCCAGCAGCUGCGCCUCUCAUGCCUUUCCUGACGCCGAGCGAAGCCUCCCAUACAGAUGAGCGCUGGAAGCCACGCACCUCUUGACGUAGCCACAGACCGGUUGCGGUGCCACUCGGUCUCCGUAGCACGUAUUGCGCAACGUGACCGAUGCUCAACUAGGCUCCACGGAGGGGCACAUCCGGCUCCCACCGCCGCGUGAAAUCCAUUAGCGAGUGGUCUCAUAACGCGGGAGACAAGCGGGCGAAAAAAAAAAAAAGAAGAAGAAGGGGAAAAAAAAAAAGGCAUCGGCGAGGAGCUGUGCAGGAGCCGUCCGCCGGACUGGACCCUCCCCUUGUCAUUGGCCACCGGGAGAAGAUGAGUCGAGUGCGCGGCGUCGGGGCGCAGUCGUGAUGUGACCGUCCGUCUCCACAUCGGCAGCUUGACGACUUCGCAGCACCAGAGGGUGAAAAUAGUGAGAAUUUGACUGUGUGUGUGUGUGUGUGUGUGCGUGUGAGGCAGAGGUGAUGGCUCCGUUUGACAGCAUGCAGUCAACGCAGCAGCAGCAGCAGCAGCAUCCGCGGAGCGAGCCGUGAACCACAGCUGGAUAAGAGGAGCUAUGCCCGUGGGUACCGAGCCGCCGUCUGCCUCCAGUCGACAGCAUCAGCGCGCCCCGUCCGUGUGCCGCCUCUGGGGCUCUUCGCUGAAGUAACCAGCGGAGCGCACCUCACCUGGACUCGAGAAGAGGUUGCUGUUUGUUCCGAGGCCGGGCUUUCUGCAGCCCACUCCCCCGCGCCCGCCUGCGUCCCCGCACCCCUCUCACCGCGCGGCGUCUCCGGUGCCGCGAGCGCCCCGCGUCUUUUCUUCUUCUCUCCCCCCUCCAACACACCUUACAUGGCAGUGGACAUCAAAACCACCUGAGUGUGCGUGCGCGUGUGUAUGUGCGUGUGUGUGUUGCCUCCUGCGGGGCGUACAAACCUUUUUACAAGCCAGACUAUACAUUAAUCGACGCGUGGAUCGGAGCCGCGCUGUGUGUCUAUGCACCUCAGCCUCACCGCCCCGGAAAGGACUUCUUGCCAUUGAGAGCUGGAUAUGCAGAGAUUAACGUGAACAGGAUGGAUCUAAUUAUCUGUGUUUUGGGGCUGCUGGCGCUCAUCGUGGAGGGCAUCCGUUGCCAAGGAGUGUACGCCCCUCCGACUGUCCGCAUUAUACACUCAGGGCAUGCCUGUAAUGUUGAGGAGGAGAGGCACACGGAGAGAGUCUACACCAUCAGAGAGGGAGAGACCCUGGAGCUCACCUGUCUAGUGACGGGGCAUCCUCGACCACAGAUUCGAUGGACCAAGACAGCCGGCAGCGUGUCGGACCGCUUCCAGGACUCCAGCGUGUUCAACGAGACGUUGCACAUCGCAAAGAUCCUGAGGACCCAGGGAGGUCGCUACUACUGCAAGGCUGAGAACGGCCUCGGAUCUCCUGCCAUCAAGUCCAUCAGGGUGGACGUCUACUAUCUCGAUGACCCGGUGGUGACGGUGCACCAGAGUAUAGGAGAAGCUAAGGAGCAGUUCUACUACGAGAGGACUGUGUUUCUGCGCUGUGUGGCCAACUCCAACCCGCCCGUCCGCUACAGCUGGCAUCGCGGGAGAGAGGUCCUGACGCAGGGCUCGGAUAAGGGAGUGGAGAUCUACGAGCCGUUUUUCACUCAGCAGGGGGAAACGAAGAUUUUGAAGCUGAAGAACCUGCGUCCUCAGGACUACGCCAACUACAGCUGCAUCGCCUCCGUCAGAAAUGUGUGUGGGAUCCCUGACCGCAGUGUUAUCUUCAGACUCACCAAUAAGACAGCCUCGCCGUCCAUCAAGCUGCUGGUGGAGGAUCCUAUCGUGGUGAAUCCCGGUCAGACGGUAUCCUUGGUGUGCAUCACCACGGGCGGAGAGCCACCCCCGACUCUCACUUGGGUGAGCAGUAAUGACAGCUUGCCACAGAGGAGCGUGGUGAAGGGGGGCACGCUCACUCUCCCAGCCAUCAGCUCAGACGAGGCGGGGGUCUACAGCUGCGUCGCCAGCAACAACGUGGGAAACCCGGCGAAGAAGUCCACUACCAUCGUGGUGCGAGCGUUGAAGAAGGGCCGGUUCUGGAUCACUCCGGACCCCUACCACAACGACGACAACAUCCAGAUUGGACGGGAGGUCAAGAUAUCUUGCCAGGUGGAGGCGACCCCACCAGAGGAGCUGACUUUCAGCUGGUUGAAGAACGGCCGUGCCCUGCGGAGCUCGGAGCGAAUGGUCAUCACCCAGACGGACCCCGACAUCUCCCCCGGGACCACCAACCUGGACAUCAUAGACCUGAAGUUCACCGACUUCGGCACGUACACCUGUGUGGCCGCGCUGAAGGGUGGAGGCAUCCCCGAGAUCAGCAUCGACGUCAACAUCUCCUCCACAACUGUCCCUCCUCUGUUUUUCUCUUUCUUAGUUCCCCCCAACCUGACAGUACCCCGGGGCAAGUCCCCUCUGGUGGCCCGCGAGGGUGACACAGUGGAGCUGGAGUGCCUUGUUUCAGGGAAACCCAAGCCCAUCAUCCUGUGGUCGCGAGCCGAUAAGGAGGCACCGAUGCCGGAUGGCAGCAUGCAGAUGGAGAGCUACGACGGCGUGCUGCGUAUUGUAAAUGUGUCCAGGGAGAUGACGGGCUCGUACCGCUGCCAGACAAGCCAGUAUAAUGGCUUCAACGUGAAACCCCGGGAGGCCGUGGUGGAGCUGAUCGUGCAAUACCCUCCGACGGUGGAGCCGGUUUACAUGGAGAUGCGUCAGGGCCUGGGGAGGCCUGUGGUGAUGACCUGCAGGGUGCUGCGAGCCCACCCCUCCCGCGUGCUGCGAUUCGAGUGGCUUCUAUCAAACCGGCUACUCCAUGCCGGAGCCUUUGAUGCCCAGAGAGAUGAGACGGAGUACACCAUACGCAGCCUGAACCGAGACGGCUGGGGGGAGUACACCUGCAAUGUCAUUAAUGAGGCCGGGGCAGGCAAAUGCACCUUCCAGGUUACAGGAAAGGCCUACCCUCCGGAGUUCUACUACGACACCUACAGCCCCCUGUGGCAGAACAGGCCCAGAGUCUACGGCUUCAAGCUGCAGUGGACCCAGAUGAACCCCAACGCCGUGGACCGCAUUGUUGCCUACAGACUAGGCAUCAGACAGAUGGGGCUGCAGCGCUGGUGGGAGCAGGAGAUCCCCGUGGACGUGGCGAUCAACAAAGGAGAGCUCAUGACACACAACCUGACCGAGCUCAUAAAGCCCGAGUCCUACGAGGUGCGCCUCACCCCCAUCACACGUUUCGGAGAGGGCGACUCCACCAUCCGGAUCGUCACUUACAGCGCUCCCAUCAACCCUCACCUGAGAGAGUUCCACUGCAGCUUUGAAGAGGAGCCCAUCUGCAUGUUCACCCAGGACAAGAAUGAUGAUUUUGAUUGGACGCGGCACAGUGCUGCCACCCGCGACACCAAGUACACACCCAACACCGGGCCCAGUGCUGAUCGCAGUGGUUCCAAGCAGGGUUUCUACAUGUACAUCGAGACAUCCAGACCGCGAAAGGAAGGAGACCAAGCUCGGCUUGUAAGCCCGUUUUUCAACGUAGCUCCUAAAAACCCUUACGGUAUCACCAACCCUCCUGCCUACUGCUUCGGCUUCUUCUACCACAUGUAUGGAAAACACAUAGGAACACUAAACGCCUUCCUUAAGCAGAAGGGCCAAACAACCUCGGAGGGCCCCGUGUGGUCGCUAAGCGGUAACCAAGGUGAACGCUGGAAGCAGGCCAAAGUAAGCAUCCACCCGACAGCAUCCUUCCAGGUGGUACUCGAGGGUAUCAGGGGACCAGGCAUCGAGGGAGACAUCGCCAUCGAUGAUGUCACGCUGGAGGAAGGAGAGUGUCGAGACCCACCGCCCAAUCUCAGCGCCACGGCUCCGUCCACAUCCUCCCAUAUAUGGCUGCUAUGCAUCACCAUGGUGAUGACCCUCCUGGAAGGUCAGAGGUGACCCUUCUCUCUGUCAUCUCAGAGGCGAAUAUUCAGACCCACCGUCUGUGAACUAUACCCUCGGCAUCCAGUCACCAAAGAUUCAUGCAUCCUGAAAGCAGCAGGGGACCCCUGACGGACCACGGAGGGACCGAAAUCCAUGAGCGAGAGAGAAAAAUAGUGAUAAAAACGUUACACAAAAAGUAAUAAAGAAGAUGCGCUAAUUUUUUUAAAGAGACCUCUUUUACAGAAAAACAUCCCUCGGUGCAGGACUCGGGACAUCUUUACGAGCACAAAGGCAGGUGGGCGAUAAAAACAGCCUGGACUUUGGUGAGAGAGUUCACAGGCGUCGAGGGAGGACAGUUUGUAAAGCACAAGAACAAUUUUAUGAAGUUAUGAAAAUAUCUUUGGAAGGCGGCGGAAUAUAGACACUGCUGACUUUUUGAAGAGGAAAUCUCAUUUCCCUGCUUACAAACACAUGGAAUCAGACCUUUCUCUGUGUAUCUUUACCUUCAUCUUUCUUGCACCAGAUGCCAAUCACCGACACUUGUUUUUCACUCUGGCCCAGCCUCACGUCACAUCCUGGCAUUUCUUUAUCUGCUUGGUGCUGUACUGUAGAAUAACAUGGACUCUGGCAACAUUUAGUUCUGUCCGCUUACUCCCCCCUGUAGCUGCCUAUGUAUCUUUUUAACACUGUGCUCACGAGUCCAAGUGGCCGACCGAUGGUAUGGUGGCAGAACAAAACAAAAAAAACAAAACAAAAAAAAAAAGAUGCAGAAGAAAUGAGCGAAGGUGUAGACAGCUGGACCGGAGGGGAGAGGGAGGUUGGAGCCUAGGAGCUGAAAUGAAAUGAGAAGGGGAGGUUGGAAAUGGAGCAGAGAGGCGGCACGUUUAAGGGGGGAGGAAGAGUGGAGGGAGAGGAGGAACAGGUAGUGAAGGGCCCGACUCGAAGAUUCAGUCAGCGGCCCGCCUGUGGAACAGAAGCCACUUUACUUUCUGCCAUGAAACAAAGUGCCUUCAGAUUACAAACCGAAUCGUGAGCCUGGGUGUUAAUCAACAUCGGACACAUCUCCGUUCAUGUUUCCUCUGAUGGGCUAUUUUCUACAUGUUUCUUUUGCCCCACAAGUGCUGAUGGGAGGGCAUGUGUGUUCAGAGGGGGAGAAUGGGGGUUGUGCUACACCCGGAUUUAACUCCUGAUGGGACCGUUGUCUGAGUGUAUGUCUGUGUGUGUGUGUGCGUGCGAGUGUGUGUGUGUGUUUGUGUGUGUGUGCAUGCGCCUAAGCCUAUGCCGAUGCCCACGUGCGUAGUUCGAUGUGAGGGCAGCGCCGGCAGACACCAGGUUUGGAAACAGUUUGGAUCAAAAACAGCGGAGGAAAAAAAAAAAAGAGUGAGGCUCUGGAUCUUUUUUGGUGAAAGACAGUUUAAGAUCAUACGGGAGGAUAAAGACGCUUCGCCGAACGAAUAUACCCCACUCUCUCUUCCCACAAUUCUCCCUCCCUGCGGGCGAGCAUUUUUUUAACAAAAGAAAAAGAACAACUGCUGAAUAAAACAUUGCGUUGUACAGGGAGGAGAGCAGGAACUUCGGGACUGCAGGCUCUUCAUUCGGGUGAUCCGCCUCGGCCCCGUCCUCCAACCAUUUAUAUGGAACAAUACGAGAAUAAAAGAUAAUAAUGACCAUAAUAAUAGUCAUGAUAUUUUAUUACUCUAGCGAGAAUGUUUCUCUGCUUUUACACAAACUGUGAAGAUUGACUGUGGAAGAUCUACCUGAGACCAUAACCUUAACCAGCGGGGUUUUUAAAAAAUGUAUUGUAAAAAAGAGAAAAUAAGAAAAUGAAAAAUUCCGUUCAUUGUUGGUUAUGACAAAAUGUUUUGAGGACUUGUGUCUUGUUUCUUAUUUUUUCCGUUGAAGAUGACUUAACUUCCUUUCUCUUCUUGUUGUCUCCCUUUGCAUUGCUUAAGUAUCAAAGCUGAUGGAAGCAUAAGAAGUAAAACCAAUUUGGUAACUGUAUAACUUGUAAAUGUUAAAGAAGCUCUAUUCAAAGGUUUAUGAUAAAUGUUUUAUGUUUGGAGUACAGGAAGCACAACAUACAGUUUAAAGGUCUCAACAUAUAGAAUCCAUUUUAUAUUUCUCUGCACAUAUGUGACCUACUCCCACUGGCUUUUUUCAAAACACUCAAAGUCCAUGUUUAACAGCAAGCUGAUCAUUUUUUUACCCGUGACAUUCAUAUUUAUAUCGCAACCAGAACACUAAAGAACGCGAGGAGAGAAACACCAGUCAGGGGAAAUCGUGACGAAUGCAGACUGGAGUUUAAAGAGGAGGCGGGGGUUCAGUCUGGUGUUGUGGUUGUUCAGCAUAUGUAGCCUCUCUUUCAGUGAACGCCUGGGUUGGUCUGAGUGGGUCAUGUACAUGUGUGAACAUAAAGCUGUGUACAAUUAAGUGUGUAAGAAACAUGUAAAGAAGAUAAAUAUGCUAAAGCAAAACAGAGCAAAAUGAUGAAGCAUUUCAGGGCAUCCUUACAAUAUCAUUAUGGUCUGUAUGUUACAGAGACAUGAUCACAGCUACUUUCUGCUUUUAGCCAUUUCUGUUGUUUGUUUUAUUAUUUUUUUUUUUUCCUUUCAUUUCUGUGGUUUUAUUUCCAUAAGGCCCAGAUCACAAUGAAUGUAAAUGGAGUUCUGGGGAGAGUUCUUUUCUUACAGUCUUACUAGAUGUAACGUUUUACUAAAAACAUAUGUUUUUUUUGUGUGUGUGUGUUUGCUUUUGAUGAUGAGAACUUUCAGACUUUCAUAGGUUGUUUUGGACACGUUAAGAACAUGAAGUUCAUCUGACUUUGACACAGACUUUGACACGAUUUCCAGGAGAGAAAAAAAAUACAUAUAUAUAUAUAUAUAGAUAUAUAAGCUCAGAUAAAAUAUCCAUUAGCUAGUCGCUAUAUCCUCCUUGUGGUAUAGUAGGGAAAGAAAAGUGCCAAAGUGCCCCGUGCAGAAGUCACUGUUACUAAAUAUGGAUAUGAGUUCCUGAAGAUAUUUUGGUGGUUGUUCCUUUUUACACCCCGAUCAGCUGGUCACACCUCGAAGUACAUGAAUGAUUAAAAAUUACAGCUGGAUUAAAAUGAAAGAACGCCUGGUGUUGAGGUCAGACGUUUUAAAGUAUUAGUUUCAUGUUGGCUGGCUUUUUUUCUUUGCUGAAAGCUGGUUAGCUUAGCAUAAAGACUAAAAAUCUGGCUGCCGGCACCUCUGAAGCUCACUCAUCAGCAGCUUAUGUUAUGCUGGUUUCAUUCAGAUGAAACUUCAGGUAUAAAAACAAUAAAUUGAAGUUUGAGUGAAAUGAGUUUGGCUAGCAUCACAAGCUUACAGUUAGCAGGGACAUAUGGAAGUCACUGCUGUUGGCCGUGAAAUAGCCCGACACAUAAAACAAUAUAUAACGUGUUCAACAGUGAGUUUUAGAAGUGCUUUUAUAGCUUCGGGCUGAGCUAAGCUAGCUGUUUACCUUCUUCCAGUCGUUAUGCUAAGCUAACCGGCAAUUAGUAUUUAUUGAUCACACGCUUGUGUAUGGUAUCAAUCUGCUCGUCUGACUCUCACCAACAGAGCGUGAGAGGAUUUAUCCACAGUGUCAAAUUCAUUGCUCUGAAGUGAACAGAAUGACUAUUUCUUUUGGUGUAUGUUGGAAUUAUAUCAGUAAAAGUAAAGUUAAAAAAAAAACUAUAGCAGACCCAACUUUUCUGGUGUACAUUACUAAAUUCUGGG